Messenger RNA from Peromyscus leucopus (white-footed mouse), 1157 nucleotides. It is a transcript of the gene Cabp5, whose product is annotated as calcium binding protein 5. The coding region runs from base 273 to 794 and encodes 173 amino acids. NCBI's taxonomy places the organism in Eukaryota, Metazoa, Chordata, Mammalia, Rodentia, Cricetidae. The record is from RefSeq and is a predicted model, not a curated record. The transcript is spliced from 6 exons. Gene Ontology annotation, molecular function: calcium ion binding.
AUAAAAGAGUUUCAGAGGCCCACACUAGCUCUCCCCUCCCAUCUCACUCCAGCCAGAUGGGGAGGUAGGAAGAGCUCCUACCCCUCCACUGUCUGAUUAGAGAUUUCCCAUAAGCUGUCACAGAUCUGUCACAGGGACUGAGGGAGAGACCAAGAGAGGCAGGAAGAAUUGGCAAAGGAUUGAGACAAUCAGGAAGCUGGGCUGCCUGCUGCAGGGGAGCAGGAAGGAGGGGCCAUCUUGACAUCAGAGCUUGGUGAACUCUACCUGCCCCCAUGCAGUUUCCCAUGGGCCCUGCCUGCAUCUUUUUGAGGAAAGGCAUUGCUGAGAAGCAGCGGGAGAGACCACUGGGACAGGACGAGAUUGAUGAGCUCCGGGAAGCAUUUCUUGAAUUUGACAAGGACCGAGAUGGGUUCAUCUCUUACAAGGAUUUGGGCAAUCUCAUGAGGACGAUGGGUUACAUGCCUACGGAGAUGGAGUUGACUGAGUUGGGCCAGCAAAUCCGCAUGAACCUUGGUGGCCGUGUAGACUUUGAAGACUUUGUAGAGCUGAUGACCCCCAAAUUGCUUGCAGAGACAGCAGGGAUGAUUGGUGUCCAGGAGAUGCGAGAUGCCUUCAAGGAGUUUGAUGCCAAUGGAGAUGGGGAGAUCACAUUGGCAGAGCUGCAGCAGGCCAUGCAGAGGCUGCUGGGGGAGAAGCUCACACCCCGGGAGAUUUCUGAAGUGGUACAGGAGGCUGACAUCAAUGGAGAUGGCACUGUUGACUUUGAAGAGUUUGUGAAGAUGAUGUCUCGUUGAAGAGGUAAUAAGCUCCAGACACACACUGCCUUGUCAACAUGAGACUGGAUUCCCAGGAGCCCUUGAAGGGUGGAGGGUGGGAGUGGACUUGCCGUGCUAUGGACUGGGGUGUAACUGCAAACAGUUGCUUUGCUUUCGGGGAGCAGAGACAACUAUAGAAGCAGAUUUAGAAGGAAGACUGUGUCCAUAAGUAGGAAUUGCAUUAGGACCCAGCUGCCACUCAAACAUUCCAGGGGCUAUGACAUCUUUCCCUAAUUCUCUGUUUCCCAGCAGAUUCUCCUUCCAUGUUUCCCUUGGGAAAAGAUGGUGUGGGGAACUUUUUCACAGCCUGCAGGAAGAAAAGAAAAUCUUUCAAAAAGUUCC